Molecule: messenger RNA, 1462 nt
Organism: Mangifera indica (mango)
Lineage: Eukaryota; Viridiplantae; Streptophyta; Magnoliopsida; Sapindales; Anacardiaceae
Exons: 9
Coding region: 115-1077 (320 amino acids)
Source: RefSeq, a predicted model, not a curated record
AUCCACCAUCUGCCCUCCAACGAGACAGACGCCACUGUGAAUUCACCCAUAAAAUAUCUCACCAACAAAAGUAAGCUUCAAACCAGAGGCAGAUUUAAGCAGCCAUAAGGCUAAAUGCAGACCCUUUCCCGAUUUGGUUCCUUAACCAACAAUACCCAUUAUUUUCACUUUCCGAGAUUCCUUCCAAUUUCUCACACCCAGAACCAACUUUUCAAGAAAACUUCAGAAUCCUUUGCAUUAAGAACAAGCGCUCCUUCAGUUAGCGAAGUUGCAGAAGAUGACGUUUUGCAAAUGUUCCUCAAGGAAAGAGAGUUGAAUGGAGAUUUUAUUUCCAAAGUUUCUGAUUUAUUUUGGCAAAGAGGGGUUGCUAAUGCCAAAUAUGUUGACGCUGAUACAGUGUAUGUCGCUGACACCCCGCAACAGGCUGAGCAGGUUGUGGAAACUGGUAAUGAUGAUGGUUUUUUGAAACUGUCAAAAACCCGUGAAUGGCUAUUAGGUGACAACUCUGCUCCAAUUAAUAAAAAACCCAGCGCUAAGGCUCUCCGGGAUGACAGAGAAAGAAGGAAGAAACUGAACCUUCUUGAAUAUGAAGCUCUCAAAAGAGAACUUAUGCUUUUAUCAGUUGGCAUUGGGACUGCAUGUAGUGGGUAUUGUUUGAUAGCUUUAUCAGUUCAGGCUGCUUUUAGCUAUGCUGUUGGAGUAUUUUUCAGUUGCUUAUACCUUCAACUCUUAUACCAACAUGCAGACAGUCUGUCCAAGGAAAUGGUUCCCCAGAUUUUCUUGCAAAAGAAGUCCAAGAAAAUUGGAAUAAGAAGUGAGGACCUUCAAAACUUUGUCGAAAGAUCGAUUAAAGGAACUGGUGUCGCACUUUCAUCUCCAAGGCUUGUGAUCCCAGCUGCAAUAUAUGGUUUAUGGGUUCUGUCUCAUCGGUAUUUUGUAAAUGACUUUUUUGAUUUCCAGCUUGUUCCUGCCAUGGUUGGGAUGUUUGUGUAUAAGGCAGCUGCUCUCGUUCAAGUUUACAGAGACAAUGAAGACUUGCAAUUUGUCUUUCCAGAAAAUGAUGGCACAAGUGACUGAAGUUUUCCAUAUGGUUACCUAAUGCUUAUCAGUAAAUGUUUUUAGAUCAGAACUCGAUGCUUCCCAAAGGCACUUACAUAUUCACCUUCCUUUUUCUUGGGAUAGAUCUAUCAUAUUGAUCAAAAAAUUUCAAGUGAGAGAAGGAUCCAAAAUCUCAGUGGAUUUCCCAGUUUCCUGAUUGGCUCUAGACAAACUCAACCGGUUUAACUUCUGAGAUCUAUAGGCAACUAUUAGGCAUCUUAUAUGUUAUUAGGAGCCGAUGAGCAUGCUUCCAAUCUCCAAUCAUGUGUAAAUUAAUGUUCCUAUUGCCAUAAGAUUAUUGUUCGAUAAAAUGUUGUGAGGACCUUAAGAGCACAAUCUAUUAAUAAUUAUGUUUUACCGUACA